GCCGCGGAGCGUGAUGACUGCGCUUGGACCCGGGAUCCUAGAUUACACCUUUGAAUGUCACACGAGUGAAGUAAUCGGAGCCCUGAACCUGCUAGUUGUCCCCGGGAGCAUUUCCCCUCUUUUUUCAUGACAACAAUUGCCACUCAAAUUCGACAAUUUUUCGAUAACGUCGCAAUGGUAUAUAGGCGUUGGAGAAGGCAGAUACUGCUCGCUGUUACUGCUGUUUUCGUCGUUACUGUCGUUACAUUAUCUGCGCGCCUUGCGCCGCCAAAAUCUUCACCUGUCGACUCAAAAGAUGGUGCAAGUCACGAAUCAUCAUUAGAUUCUCCCUCCUCCCCUAAGCCGAGCACAAGCAAGAACCAGGCGUGUCCUAUUUCCCCACCACAGCCGGCAAUAUCACCCGAUAGUCAGGGCCGAUUUGACUGGAGAACAAUCCAAGCGAAACACCCAGUCGAAUCGUAUACAAGCCUGCCCACAGAACGGCCCUCAUCAUUGCCUGCCGUACAGCAUGUAUUCAGGAAAGAGCCGGCAAAAGCACGCGAACAGCGCGCUGCAAGACAGGAAGCCGUAAAGGAAGUCUUCAAACGAUGUUGGGGUUCCUAUCGAGACCUGGCAUGGAUGAAAGAUGAAUUGGCGCCCAUCUCAGGAAGCUCCAAGAACACCUUUGGAGGAUGGGGUGCGACGCUGGUCGACAGUCUCGAUACGCUCUGGAUCAUGGAUAUGAAAGACGAGUUUUCAGAUGCAGUAGAUGCUGCCGUUGGUAUAGAUUUCGGGCCCCGAGGCUCCGAUGACGUCAACAUGUUUGAAACAAUCAUACGAUAUCUUGGAGGGUUUAUCGCUGCGUACGACGUAUCAGACUGCAAAGAUGCCCGUCUGCUACAAAAAGCCAUCGAAGUCGGCGAUAUGGCAUAUGCAUCGUUUGACACACCGAACAGGAUGCCCGUGACGAGAUGGAAUCCCCAGAAAGCGGUAAGCGGACAGCAACAAUUGCCGGCAGAGUCCGGUAUCAUUGCAGAGAUGGCAUCUGCUAGUGUCGAAUUUACGCGGUUGUCCCAGUUGACUGGAGACAUGCGGUACUUUGAUGCUAUAUCUCGGAUUAGCAACGUCAUGGACGAGCAGCAAAGCCGAACUAGGCUCCCAGGAAUGUGGCCGGUUGGAGUCAAUGUAAGAGCUCCAGACUUGACGACCGGAGGCCAGUUCAGCCUAGGCGCAAUGUCCGAUUCAGCCUACGAAUACCUCCCGAAAAUGUACCAGCUACUGGGUGGAGCAGGCGAAGCGGCGCAACAGUACCGUCGAAUGUAUGAUUAUGCCAUGACCACAGUCAUAGACCAUUCUUUAUUCCGCCCGAUGGUAGAAGACAAAGCCGACAUCCUGGUAACAAGCAGCGUAGGAGCUGAUGGAAGAAGGGAUAGUUCCGGGCAGCAUUUGACAUGCUUUGCUGGAGGCAUGCUCGGCCUCGGUGGUCAAAUUACAGAGAACGAAACUCACGUCGCAACCGGUCGCAAGCUCACAGACGGCUGUAUAUGGACUUACGAACACGCCCCACUCGGCAUCAUGCCAGAAGUCUUCUCAAUGUACGACUGUCCAGAUUUGUCAGAAUGCGACUACACUCGCGAACCGGGUGCCAGCCCUUUCAGCAACAUAAACGAUGCACGAUAUAUUCUGCGCCCAGAAGCAAUAGAGUCAGUAUUCUACAUGUACCGCAUCACCGGAGACUCGACAUACCAAGAUAAAGCCUGGGCAAUGUUUGAAGCGAUAGAAAACAACACAAGCACUCGCUUCGGCAACGCCGCUAUCCGCGAUAUGACGAAGAGUCCCCCAGAUUUGGAUGAUAGCAUGGAAAGCUUCUGGAUGGCGGAGACGCUCAAGUACUUUUAUCUUAUAUUCAGUGAGCCAGAUACGAUAAGUCUGGAUGAAUGGGUGUUCAAUACAGAAGCGCACCCGUUUCGUGUCCCGCGUCCAUAGAAGGCUACCUUAGAUGUUCAUAGAUAGGGGCAAAAAGAAAUUGGAAAUCCUCAAGUAAA
Pyrenophora tritici-repentis Pt-1C-BFP is the source of this 2024-nucleotide messenger RNA. Its product is annotated as Glyco-hydro-47 domain containing protein. Gene Ontology annotation, molecular function: mannosyl-oligosaccharide 1,2-alpha-mannosidase activity; calcium ion binding. Gene Ontology annotation, cellular component: endoplasmic reticulum; membrane. NCBI's taxonomy places the organism in Eukaryota, Fungi, Ascomycota, Dothideomycetes, Pleosporales, Pleosporaceae. The record is from RefSeq and is a predicted model, not a curated record. Gene Ontology annotation, biological process: carbohydrate metabolic process; mannose trimming involved in glycoprotein ERAD pathway.